CCUCUUCUCUCCGCUCAUCCCCUGCCCAGCGAUGCUGACAGCGGGGGCAGCCAAUUUCGUGUUUUUUUUUGCUUUUUGCUUUUUAGCUUCGCCGCUGUUUCGCACCGUCGGGCUUCUUUCCGCGCACCACAGCCCCAGCGCCGUGCCAACCUCGUCCUGGACUCACUUUUGGAUGCGGGGUCACAACCCCCGCUCUCGGGCCCCUCGGACUGCGGUAGUCCAAGGCCAGCCGCCCAGCCAGCCCAACCGUCCUGAGCCAAGCGGCCAGCGGACUGCACGAGUCUCCAUCUGCCCCGAGGAUGCCCUUGGACGGCAGACAGCGUCGUUCCCCAUCCCAGCUCCCCAACAGACCCCGCUCCCCAACAGACCCCGCUCCUCCGGGAACGAAUGCCAGUAGCCAAGCCCAGACAAGCACGGCCCGGCGACGGCCCCAAACCGGACGACAUGCAUCACAAACAUAGCCUUUGAGGGGGUGGCGCUUUGCUCGCGCUUAGCCUCGGCCUGCCACCGGCAUCCGAGUACGUGUGGGCGCGCAAUGCCCGCAGGUGCAUGCUGUACUGUACUGUACUGUGUGACUGUGUACAGUAGAGACACAGCCGCAGUUCGUCUAGAUCAUGGCCGGCCAAAGCACACCCGGUUCCCCGUCCAAUCAUGCUGCCCGCCCGAACGCGACACCAUGUUCGCCAGCAACAGCCAGCGUAGCAACGCCAGGCCUGGCGAGGCCUGCUGUACGCAUCAUACCCAUCGAACCUUGUUGCAGAGCUAGCUUGAGAACCCAAUCCCCAAGUAGUGGUGCUUCCUGCUCGCGGGCGCCAAGGCACAUCGACUGUGAUGCUUGUUAGGUAAUACAUGAGCUGGCCUCAGACUGCAUACCGCAUACACCUUGCCUGCGCAGCUCGAUCUCGAAUGGCACGCUGCAUGGGCAUUGUUGGUGUUUCGACAUAAGAGGGGAAAUUUAUUUUCUCGGCGUCGUAUCCCAUCUCCCUGCAUGCAGCAGCUAGCUUUGCCCCUUCAUUCCCUAAAGUCGCACAGCGUCCAGUCGACGAGCCGACUCUUCCUGUGUUUGCAGCGUAAGCCUAGAACGCCUUCUUCCGUCUAGAUGCCUACCCUAGGUGUAGUUGCCGAGAUAGUUUUAUGUUGCAUAGGUCACUGCGAGCGAACCCUGAGUUCAUGUGUAGGGCUUUGAUGUCUGUGGGUCUGGCGUCUCCCCACGCCUCGGAAAUCUCGCAGACACUAGGUAACCGAGCGGACAAGCGGCCUCCCAGACGUGUUCGCUGUCCGACAAGAGGGAGAGGCGCACCAGAAACGUUCGAGAUGCGCAGGCCCCGACCUCCAAAACGGGCAAACAGCAAACUUCCCCCCGACAAACCUAAUCGAACAAACGAAGCGCUACUUUAGUAGGGCUGAGAAUCGCGAUUGUUUUGGGCAUAAUGCCUGACAUCUGACCUCCCAUAGUCAGCAAUCUAGACGCCGGCUACUGCAGCUGCGUGAGGGGCCUCGCAUCCUCUAGUUGCAGCGAGAAACCUAACGCAUGGAUGACACGGCUAGCUCCUCCGCUCCCUUGCCCCCAAUGCCCCGAGAGACGGCUGUCUGAUGCCGGCACUGCAGAGAGGGGCCGUGUUUGAGUUGGAGCCGGCAUGAGAGCAUGGCGGACCAGGAGUUUCGGGACCUCGAUCGGCUGGUCGUCCACGCCAUGGCAUCCAAUGGAGCCUGAGGGGUUUGCCCUCGAAGCGAGGUAGGUGCGUCAAGGCCUUGGGCUGGUGCCGGGGGAUAAGCGUAGUGGGAGAAGUAGGAAGGAGGCGAAGGGGGCGAGACACGCUCGCCAGCCGGGUAUAUAAGUCUCGAGGACAUCGCCCUCUUGGCCCUCUCGAUUUGUCCUCCGGAUCAGCCUCCACAGCAAGCACUGUUCGGCCAUCUCCCAGCUCACUAACAGCAACCAAAAGUUCUUCUCUCUUCUCUUCUUGACUUCUUAGCAUCCUUCGGGAAAGGAUAUAGCACCCUGUUCUUUAAUAACCUUACCCUCUCUUCUACUCACUCCCUUCACAUCGACAUCAUGGGUGACAUGCGCAGCUUCACCUCCGAGGGCUCCCGCGUCGUCUCCAUCGACCCCUACGCGCUGGUCUCCGCCAUCAUGGGCAGCCAGAUCGAGCGCCGCGGCGGGGCCUCGUCCUCGAGCUCGACUGUCGACGGCCUGCAGGCGGACUACGACGAGCUCGUCGACGUCAACUCGGGCGACAACGACAACGACCGCAACCGCGACCGCCAGGGCCCCAAGCCCGACCAGGCCCCCAAGAAGGUCUGCGUUGGUGCUGCCAACCCGUACGCCAUGGUCGAGGCCAUCCUGGGCCGCAAGGUCGACAAGACCAGCAUCGAGGUGGCCCGCAUCAUGUCGGACGUGCUCCAGACCGACUACGACGAGCUCUUCGACAUGAAGCACCGCUCCGUCCUGUACGCCGGCCUCCAGCUCAACGGCGACAAGAAGAUGGCCGAGCAGGUCUCGCAGAAGGACAUGAAGAUCCUCAACGAGAACGACCUCAUCACCCCGGACCUGUCCCGGGUCGAGAAGCUCAAGGACCUCGAGAAGAUCGGGCUCAAGGACCUCGACAACGCCAAGGUCAAGAUGUGCCGCCUGCACAACGGCAAGCUCCGCCUGAUCCUGCACGCCGACCGCAUCGGCCGCACCGUCAGCAACAAGGAGGUGACGCGCUCCAUCAACGACCUGAUCACGCCCUUCCGCCACAACAGCGACAACAAGAACAAGUGGACCCCGCCCAACUCGUCGUGGCGCGACGGCUACGACUACUUCUUCCAGAUGUUCAACAGCCGCCUCAUCAACGACAUCAACCAGUUCUACAUCGGCGGCCGCCCCGACCAGAUGCUCGCCGGCGCCGGCGGCUUCCUCGGCAACAACCAGCAGAGCAUGAUGCUCGCCCAGGCCGCCGGCAUCGACACCACCCGCCGCGGCGUCCAGUUCAACCGCUUCGACGACCCCGUCCAGGGCUGCGCCCCCAACUCCUGGUUCGUCUCGGCCCUCUUCUCCGUCUUCUGGGCCGACCCGUGCUUCAUCAACCGCGACACGCGCCUGCACAGCUCCAGCCAGCACCGUGGCGGCCGCCGCGGCGGCUGCGGCAGCGGCCACAUGGAGGAGCAGGGCAGCCGCGACCGCCAGGGCAGCGAGCGCUACCUCGAGAUCAAGUUCCACAGCCAGGGCGGCGACAACAACUCCAAGACGCGCACCGUCGAGGUCAACUACGACAUCCCCGUCAACAACUCCAACAACCAGCCCCUGUACUGCCGCUCCUCGGACGGCGCCGACAUCUGGCCCUCGCUGUACGAGAAGGCCUUCACCAAGUGGGUGACCGAGACCGACUCUGAGCACCCCGACAUCACCCAGCUGCACUGCGGCGAUCCCAUCAAGGCCAUGGCCCAGAUCAACGGCCGCACCCCGCACUACUACGAGUGCCGCAACCACGCCGCCAUGGACCUCAUCGGCCUGGUCCGCGCCAACUGCGUCAACUUCAAGACCAUCAACCCCAUGUGCGCCUUCACCUACGCCACGGGCCAGCAGUUCUGCGGCUCCAACCUGGUCGCCAACCACGCCUACUCGGUCCUGGGCUACAUCGUCCGCGGCGACCGCCACUACGUCGUCCUCCGCAACCCGUGGGGCGUCACCGAGCCCCAGGGCCUCACCGCCUACCAGGGCCUGCUCACCCGCGUCGACCCCGAGAUGUGGACCCCCGCCGCCCUGCUCGACCACGGCGGCCUCUUCGCCCUCGAGGUCGACAACUUCAAGCACUGCUUCCAGUACAUCGGUGUUGCCAAGUAAAGCGCCCACCCCGCCCGCCACUGGCGACAACGGCAACUGCCAUCUUGGCACGGCUCGGGGCACUUGCAGCCCCCCUCCUGAUGGCCCGUCCUCUUCCCUUCUCUCCCCUGCUGUGCUGAGGCCUUUUUACCUGUUGAUGCUUGUCUGCGGAUCGGGUGUCAUCGAGUUUUGUUCUGUUCUUUUCUGUCCUUUAUGAAGAAAAAGUCCCGCCCCCUGGGUAAUUUGGACGAUGAAAAGGUUUGGAGAAAAAAAGGGGAGCCCAGGGUAAACCCAUUAAAAGUCGUUCCUUUACAACAUUUUCCUUUCUCACAAGUUAUGCAUCCGCAGACGCCACAUUUCCUAUACACACAUCCCCUAUUUGCCUGUUCUACUGUGGCUGAUGGGGGCGGAUGGACAAACGAAAGUGUGGCUGGAUCAACAAAAAAAGUCAGUCAGCAGCUUUAGCUCUAGCUUGAAUUGACGUGCAUUCCU
Molecule: messenger RNA, 4297 nt
Organism: Gaeumannomyces tritici R3-111a-1
Lineage: Eukaryota; Fungi; Ascomycota; Sordariomycetes; Magnaporthales; Magnaporthaceae
Exons: 1
Coding region: 2054-3826 (590 amino acids)
Biological process (GO): proteolysis
Cellular component (GO): cytoplasm
Molecular function (GO): calcium-dependent cysteine-type endopeptidase activity
Source: RefSeq, a predicted model, not a curated record